Venturia canescens is the source of this 2526-nucleotide messenger RNA. RefSeq names its product Ral interacting protein (gene Rlip). The transcript has 9 exons. Lineage: Eukaryota; Metazoa; Arthropoda; Insecta; Hymenoptera; Ichneumonidae. Bases 264 to 2261 code for a protein of 665 amino acids. Gene Ontology annotation, molecular function: small GTPase binding; GTPase activator activity. The record is from RefSeq and is a predicted model, not a curated record. Gene Ontology annotation, biological process: small GTPase-mediated signal transduction.
CUUCUUUCUCUCCACGGGGAUCUCGACGCGACAAAUGAUUUUGUAUUCCUAUACGCAUUAUAUAGAAUCUGUUACGAACACUGUGGAUCGCAUGAAAUAAAAAUCAAUGGAGCAUCGGCAGUGGGGAUCGGAGGAGUGGCCAACAUAAAGGAAGAGAAGAUAAAAAUUUGAUAAAACGUCAACGGAAGCAAAUAAGUGUCAAAUAGAGCGAGUGAGUGAGAUAAAAAGAGAGAGAGAGAGAGAGAGAUAAUAGUUUGUGUAGGAUGGACUUUGAGAGCCCGGACGUCGAGAAGGAGUUUCCGGGGCUCUAUGCAUCCGAGUCGGCCCGGAAAAGUAACGAAAGCGAUUUCAGCGACGAGGGCAGUCACGAAAAACACUCGAAGAAAGAGUUAUUAGGUGGAAAACGCAAGGAUAAAAAAGAUAGGAAGGAUCGAGGUUACGCUACUCUGGAAGGCGAGAGCUCUCCCGACGAAGAUCAAGAGACAAAAAGUCCCUCAAAAUCUAAAAAAACGAAAGCCUUCAAGUUUCCAUCUAAAAAAGAGAAACGCGAGAAAUCACGUGAAAAAGAUGGCAAAGACAAGGAAACUGAGAAGGACAAGGAUAAAAAAAAACGAGACAAAGAUGAGAAAGACGUUGAUAAGGAAAAGCGCAAGGAUAAAGACAAGGAUAAGUCUAAACAGAAGGUGAAAGAUCGGAAGAAGAGUAAACACGCGGAGGACGGAUUGGAUAUUGGUGAGGCACAACCAAUCUUUGGCGUCAGUUUGCACCUUGCAGUCGAAAGGAGUCGAUGCCAUGAUGGAGUCGAACUUCCUCUUGUCGUUCGGGAUUGUAUUGACUGCGUAGAAGAAUCAGGAAUGAAUACAGAAGGCUUGUACAGAAUUCCAGGUGUCAAAUCAAAAGUUCAGCAUGUAAAAAAGUUGUACAAUCAACGGGAACCUGUAAAUAUAUCCGAGAUUGAACCCAUGGUUGCAGCGAGUUUGUUAAUACUCUUUCUAAGAGAGCUACCGGAACCGGUUCUUGAAAGUAGCGAAGUAAUAACGCGUUUUGAGCAAGCGGCCUCAACGAAGGACCUCGCACAACGAGAAACGAAACUUGCCCAAUUGACUAAACAGCUUCCUGAAUGCAACAGAACUCUUUUAGCGUGGGUGACGCUUCAUCUCGAUCACCUAACGACCAAAGAAAAAACUACGAAAAUGAACGCCCAGACGGUCGCGAUGACGCUCAGUCCGGUUUUGCAAAUGAGUCAUCGUUUGCUACUCGCACUUUUAUUUCACUGCAAAGCUCUCUUCCCCGAAAUAAAAUUGACGAAAUACGUUCCGCCGUUACCGUCGAGUAGUAUUAAUUUGUUGGAAGGUGCGGAAAAGAUUGCUGCAGAAUUGGCCAAACAGGAGUCUCUAUUGUCACAAAUCCACAUGCAAAUGAACGACGGUUUCGUAACCAAAUCGAGGGAGGAACAAUUGUGGGAGGUUCAACGUAUAAUUACACAGCUGAAGAGAAAAUAUAAGACUGUACAGAAAUUGGAGGGAGCGGUGCAAAAGAGUCUCGACGAGGAGGUCAAAUGUUACGAGGGUAUUCAACGAGAGGCAAGGACGAAAACACUCUCGGAAAGUGACGCAUCUCACGUGAAACUCGAAUCUCGACAGGCGUCAAUAACUUCAGUGAAAAAAGAUUCCGAAGUUUGGAAUAUCGAGGAUCCCAAAGAAAAACAGCUCCCAAAAAGACGAGCCUCUGGUACGAGUGUUGAGGUCACCGAUAUCGAACGGAAAAAUUCUAUUCAGGAAAAAGAUACUAUUGACGGAAUGACCGAAACUCCCACGCUCGUUUCUGAAUCAUCUAAGGGAGUCGACACUUUGGAAUCCCCCCAAGAAGAUGAAAAAGUCUCGACUGAUCCCAGUCCGGAAAAUACAAUCGAUAAACUUCGCGAGAGCUUGAUUCACGUGGAAUUAUUGAAUAUGCAAUCUCAGCUGAAAUCUCGAAUAGCCCAAGAGAAAAGCGAGAUCAAAAGGUUGCUGGAAACUAUAGCUGAAAAAGGGCCGGAAAAACCAAAGCCAAAAGAGAGAAUUCACUCGCCUAACGAAGCGGAAAUUACUGCGAUGAUACAAUUGGGCAAAGAAAAUCAGUUACUUGAGAAAAAAAUGAUGACUCUGAUACGCAGUAUAAUCGAGGAGAGAGAUGCCUGCGUGGAACUCCGGGUGCAAUUGGCAAUGCACCAGCUUCUGUCUCAAAACACAAUAAACGACAUAAUAACGACGAAAAUCUGAAUGUAAUUGUUCUUUCGACUGGCCUCGUACAAUAAUCUACAGAAAAUAAAAAGAAAAAAUAUACGAGAAAUGAAGCAAUUUUCAAAAAUACUGUCAAUUUUUGCUUCUUCUCUUUAAAACCAAGAGGUUUUACUCCAGGUGAUUUUUGUCUCUGAAUAGAGGAAUCAUGUAUAAUUAUAUAAUAUACAAAUGUGUGAGCCUUCGCGUGAUGAGAUCUGUAUAACUUUUUGUAAAAAAUAUAUAUAUAUCCUUGAAAAGACACAAA